Puccinia triticina is the source of this 360-nucleotide messenger RNA. RefSeq lists its product as uncharacterized. The transcript is spliced from 2 exons. The record is from RefSeq and is a predicted model, not a curated record. Bases 1 to 360 code for a protein of 119 amino acids. Lineage: Eukaryota; Fungi; Basidiomycota; Pucciniomycetes; Pucciniales; Pucciniaceae.
AUGGAGUCCAGGGUGGAUCAGCCCAACCGAAAUGACGUCGAGCAUGGAACAUCGCCACCCGUGAAAGCUGGCCACCAGCACCCCUCCUUCGCUGCUGCACGCCGAGAGGAUCGGCCAGGAUGGCCAGCAGGCGCAUCUCUCCAGAAGCGACAAUCAACUGAGGCUCAUCGACGAGACCUUGGGCCUAUGCCGAAGAAGAUCUUCGCGGCCCUCCGGCAAGCACGGCGUACAAACUAUAUCCCGGCCGAGGACAACGUGCAAGCCGUCGGGAAGGGAAGAGCUUGUCCGACGAGUUCCGCAGCCCGGACCCCGCAGCAUGCGACACCCGCUCGCACAAGUCCAUCUGCAACGCGGUGCUAG